Molecule: messenger RNA, 1986 nt
Organism: Haliotis rufescens (red abalone)
Lineage: Eukaryota; Metazoa; Mollusca; Gastropoda; Lepetellida; Haliotidae
Product: 3-hydroxyacyl-thioester dehydratase X-like
Exons: 5
Coding region: 198-1298 (366 amino acids)
Source: RefSeq, a predicted model, not a curated record
UUACGGAAAGGGGCGAGUGGUGACGAGCAGUGUAGCGCCAGCGUACCCAGGGAACGCUGCAUUUCGAGAGCCAAAGUGUCAUUCUCCUACCCAGAGUUCCUUGCGGUCGGCAGCCAGCAUAUAUACACUGCACCGGAGUCCCCGAACGCACUGCGUGGAGCUUGCGCCGGAGUGUGCCAAAGUUUAAUACAUUCAAAAUGGCUGCCCUCAUGUGUGUAAUUGGAUUGUUGGUGCUCGUGCUCAUGAUCUUUCUCGUAAAAUAUAUACUAUUUUCAAAUGAAAAGUUUGAGAUCACGUUUGAGGACAAACCAUCGUUCCAAAGGAUACUGCUCAGGGGUAUUUUUUUGAUUGUCAGUAGAAAACAAGGACGUUUAUACAUCAAGACGAACCGGGCAAGGGAGUCGUCUGCUCGAGACCCGCCCACUCAAGUCGAAACAGGUGGAAAGGUGUCUGUGUUGAACGAAAGUAAUAUCAUACCAGGUGAUCCUUGGCUUAAAUUGUCAAUUACUAAUUUCAGACUAGAUGCAGCGUCCUUAGAAGCAUACAAGAAGCUAUCUUGUGUAAAGACAAAUGAUGCUGUUCCUAUCUGCUAUCCUGAAACUAUAUUUAUGCGAAUGUCUGCAUUUCUUGCAAGCUCUCCAAGAAGUUUCAUAAGUCCCCUAGGCCUGAUUCACAUUAGGCAGACAAUAACACAGCACCGCCCCUUAGAUGAUCUACUGGACGGUGGGUUCGACAUUCAUGCAAGAGCAUUAUACUGUGUGAAAGUAGAGAGAGGGAUUGAAGCAAAUGCUGAGUACAAGGUUACAGACCGUCACAACUUGUGUGUGUGGGAAGGCAUAAUCACAGUGUUGUCGAGAAGUCCAAAACAACAGAAAAGUGGAACAUCAAGGAAUGCUAAGAAAACAGAUGCAAGCAAAACUGUUGAUACUAACCUGCUUGGUGAGUGCCUGCUUCAUGUCUGCCAAGACACAGGUGUGCGAUAUGCCAAGGCUACAGGGGACUGGAACCCUCACCACCUAUUUCCCUGGACAGCCAAACUGAUGGGUUUCAGGGCACCAAUAGCCCAUGGGAUGUGGACACUGGCUAGAACACUGGAUGAAGUUUUUGGGAAUGACAAAGUGAAGAGAACCUACCCUAUUCAUGUUGAAUCCACCUUUAAACGCCCUCUUUUCAUGCCUGGAGAAGCUAGGAUACAGUAUGGUAAAGACAGCAGGGAUAUGUCACAAAUGUGGUUCAAGUGCUGUGAGGAAUCUACAGGAGCACCCCAUGUUACAGGAACUGUCAAGAUGGGGAAGUAGCCAUGUGUGUAUGGCUGCAUCAUUCACCAAUGUAUGCAUCAUAAUGCUUUGUGUCAUGAUGCCAGAUUUUAAUAGUGAGGUCAUGUAUCACAUGUAUACAGAUUUAGGAGUAUUGUAUGGUUAAAUCUGAAUUGUAAGUAAUAUUACUUGAAACAUUAUGGAGCCAGUGUCAGCCAGGAAGUUUAACUGGCUUUAAAAUUGCUAAAUAUAUUUAGGUUACAUUUCUAGUCAUUCUUUUGAUGAUGUAUUUAUUUAAAUCUUGAACUUUAUAUGUGUUGUAUAUCAUUAUUUAUAAGUAUUGCCAUCAUACCUUUUUAUCAAGAUACUUGCUGACCAAAUUGUGUUCUGUGUUUUACAGCCCAUCUUUGUUUGAUGUGCAAAAGUAUACUGAAGUGAUACCUGUAAGAAGUUUGAAUCACAAGGAGUUGAAUGUGUGUUAAUGAAUAUUGUAGCUAAAAUGGAUAGAAUUAUCAUUAAACCGCCCGUAUGUUAUCAGAAAUGAGCCGGCCACUGUAACUUGAAAAUGCCCUCAUAUUGCUUGACGACGGGCCAUUAUCACGCCCGUUGUUAGCUGACGUCAUGGGGAUAGGGAUGGGGAUGGGGAACGUCACGUUUGAUGGAGACGUCUUCUGGUUUGUUCUAUGACGUUUCCAUUUUUGUAAAAGUGGGUCAGUGAAAUCCGUGUUGA